AUGGAUGAGACAAGAGUGAAGCUGAAUGGCAAUGUCGGGAGCGAUGACUGGUAUAAAAAUAACAUCAAGAAGAAAAUGUGUUGUUUCUAUGUGGAGGCUGCUAGUGAGGGGAUUUGUAAGUGUGGAUACUCGAAGGUCCAACACAGCGAUGAGGCCAUCAAACCUGCGCAAUAUUUGGGGAAAGAGUGGAGUCAUCACAAACACAUCAGAGAAGAACCCACUGAUGCCUAUGGAGAUAUUAGUUUUGGUGGGCUUGGACAGAAAUUGGGGAAGUAUGUUCGGAUAUCAUCGGCCACGCCACCUGAGCUUCUCUAUCAGCUGAUGACAAAACAGUGGAAACUACGUCUUCCCAAACUCCUGGUAUCAGUGACCGGUGGGGCUAAAAACUUUGGCAUGAAGAGUCAAUUGAAGGAUAAGUUUCGGCGUGGCCUCAUCAAAGUGGCCCAGACCACAGAUGCAUGGAUCCUGACAGGUGGCACUCAUACAGGUGUGAUGAAACACGUGGGUAUGGCCGUGCAAGAUUCCAAGCUCAGUAGCAGCUCAAUGGAGGGACAGAUCGUGGUCAUCGGUGUGGUGACGUGGGGUAUCAUUCAUAAUCGACAAGAACUUAUCAAUCCUGAGGGUUGUUUCACAGCUAAUUAUUCUCAGGAUGAGCAGAAUCAAGGACGACUUUCAUGUCUGGAUGAAAAUCAUACUCAUUUUCUUCUGGUGGAUGAUGGCACUCAUGGACGUUAUGGAGGUGAAAUUGAACUGCGGGCUCGACUGGAGAAACUGAUCUCUGAGCAGCCACUGGAGAAACGGAUUUCUGAUGGUGUGACGAUACCUGUGGUCUGUGUGGCGCUGGAGGGUGGACCAGGAACUUUACACACAAUUUAUAAUUCAAUGCUGAACAACACGCCAUGUGUCGUCCUGGAAGGAUCCGGCCGUUUGGCAGACGUCAUCGCUCAGGUGGCCGAUCUGCCAGUGUCAAAGGUCACUGUGGUCCAUAUUAAACAGCUGAUAAAGAAGUUUUUUGGACAGGAGUACAAACAUUUUUCUGAGCUUCAGUUCUUUGAGUGGACCAAAAAGAUUCAGGACAUAAUCCGGAUGCCUCAUUUGCUGACUGUGUUUCGUAUCGACGAAGAGAAAAACAGUGACGUUGAUGUUGCCAUUCUGCAAGCUCUGUUCAAAGCCUCCAGGAAUGAAGAAAGCACCGGUCGACAGUCUUGGAAGAGACAGCUGGAGCUCGCCAUGGCCUGGAAUCGAGUUGACAUUGCAAAGACCGAGAUUUUCACUGAGGAGAGCCAAUGGACCUCCAGUGAUCUUCACCCGUCCAUGUUCUCGGCUCUGGUGGGCAAUAAGCCGGAGUUCGUGCGUCUCCUGCUGGAGAACGGUGUGUGUGUUCGGCAGUUUCUGGAACAUGAGGAGACGCUCUGUAAACUUUAUGGCAAACUUUAUGACAACAUGCCCAGCUGUUUCUUCUUACGUAAGCUGAACAAACGUGGUCAUUCACCUUCAUCCACCGGCAGUAAUGAAGUUUCACUGAUUCACGUGUCUGAAGAAUUAACACAUUUGUUGGGCAGCUUCACUCAGCCUCUGUACGACUCAUCACGACACAAAGCAACUAAAGACAACAGGGUUUCAAUGCCAACCGAGCAUCCACAUAAUUCUGAAAAGAAGAUUCCAGGCUCGAAGAGGGAUCCAUGCCAGGAUCUUUUCCUCUGGGCUGUUGUACAGAAUAACAGAGAACUGGCAAAAGUUGGUUGGGAACAGUGCAGAGAUUGUAUCGCAGCCGCUCUGGCAGCCAGUAAGAUUUUAAGAAAACUGGCGCAGGAAAGCCGAGAUCUUGAUGGUGAGGAGGCGAAGGAAAUGAGAGAUCACGCUGAUCACUAUGAGACACAAGCCAUGGGUGUUUUCAGUGAAUGUCACACCAGUGAUCCUCAGCGAGCUCAGAAACUCUUGAUCCGGAUGUCACCAAGGUGGGGAAGAUGCACCUGUCUGUGGCUCGCUCUGGAAGCUCAGAAUAAAAGAUUCAUCGCUCAUUCAGGAGUCCAGAGUCUGCUCACACAGAUCUGGUGCGGUGAGCUCUCGGUGGAGAAUACAUACUGGAAGGUUUUGGUCUGCAUGGUCUUUUUUCCUCUUAUAUACACUGGCUUCUUAUCCUUCAGACGUGAUGAAGAUAUUCCCAAAGAGGCUGAGAGGACAGAGCAACAGAAACGGGCCAAGGAUUCUAGACAAACAAAUACCAAAAAUAAACAAAAUUCACGUGGCUCUUCACAGACGUCUGAGAUAAAGCCUCUGAACUGCGGAUCUCGCCUUAUGAAAUUCUUUCAUUCACCUCAAGUGAAGUUUUACUGGAAUAUCGCCUCUUAUUUUGGUUUCCUGUGGCUUUUUGCCGUGGUGCUGAUGAUCGAUUUCCAGACUUUUCCAUCAUGGAGAGAACUUCUGCUGUAUGUCUGGCUGGGAUCACUGAUGUGUGAGGAGGUUAGACAGCUUUAUCACGACUUUGAUGGCUCUGGUUUUCGUAAGAAAGCAAAGAUGUAUAUCAAAGAUGUGUGGAACAUUCUGGAUGUGCUGUCAAUUGUGCUGUUCAUCGCCGGCCUGGUAUGCAGGCUGAACACCUCAGACACUUUGUUCUACAUUGGUAAAGUUAUUCUGUGCAUUGACUUCAUUAUAUUCUGCCUGAGACUGAUGGCCAUCUUUACUAUCAGUCGAACCCUGGGACCCAAAAUCAUCAUUGUCAGGAGAAUGAUGACGGAUUUGUUCUUCUUCAUGUUUCUGUUGAGUAUCUGGGUGGUGGCGUACGGCGUGGCUAAACAAGGCAUUUUGAUUCAGAACGAAGACAGACUGGAUUGGAUCUUCCGCGGUGCUGUUUAUGAGCCGUACCUCAUCUUAUUCGGCAACCUCCCCACUGAUAUAGAUAACACUCAGUUUGAUAUGAACAGCUGUAGUUUAAAUGCCACGGACCCUUUAAAGCCCAAAUGUCCCAUUUUAAGUGAAGACAACAUGCCAGUAUUCCCAGUAUGGCUGACCGUCAUUCUGCUGUGCGUCUAUUUGCUCUUCACCAACAUUCUAAUGCUUAACCUUCUUAUUGCCAUCUUAAGCUAUACGUUCCAGGAGGUUCAGGACAACACCGACACCAUCUGGAAGUUCCAGCGAUAUGAGCUGAUUAAAGAAUAUCACAGUCGUCCUGCUCUCCCACCGCCCUUCAUCCUCAUCAGUCAUCUCAUCAUCUUCAUCAAAGGGGUGUUUGUGCGUUCACCAGCACAGGGACACCAAUGCUUCAGACGAGAGCUUGAGGAGUCUGAGGAAAAGAAGCUGCUGUCAUGGGAGGCUUUCAUGAAGGACAACUAUCUGUCAUCUACACGUCAAGAUGAGAAUCACAGUGUGGAGCAUCGAAUCCAGGACACAGCUGAGAAGGUUAAAGAGAUGUCUGAACUUCUGGAGAGGGACCAGAAGAUGGUUUCCACCAGAAUGGCAAAAAGACUCACCAAGCUGGAAGAGCAGGUCACUGAAGCUCUUCGCUGGAUUAUGGAUGCUCUGAAAUCUCAGGGAUAUCAAUCCAAACUGGAGCCGCCUCUAUUCACAGGUAAAAGCACUGACAGGGACGAUGGUGAAUCCAGCGGACAGGAGACAGAAGAUGAGAAGCCUCCUCACACGUAUGCACGUCAGCUUCAGUAUCCCGGCAGUAAUGUCACACGCUUUCCUGUACCUGAAGAGAAGGUGUCCUGGGAGACAAACUUCACUUCUUACCUUCCCCAAGUUUACAAUCAGCAGGAAAGCGAUAAUAGUACAGAUGCUUCGGCUUUAGACAAGUACAGGAAUCCAGGAGGAAGAACUGGGAUACGAGGAAAAGGGGCUCUUAAAUUCCUCGGCCCAAAUCACAAAAUCCAUCCAAUCCUUACCAGAUGGCGUGAUGGUGAACGGACAGUACUGGAAUUUCUCGCCGUUUGGAAAGAUGCAGAGAAGUGUUAUUGUCUUCCAGGGGGUAAAGCCAAACCUAAUGAAGCUCUGCCACUGACGCUGGAGAGAAUUCUGGGUAAAAAUUUAAACGAGAGGAUCAAAUCUGACCUACAGGCUGCAGAACAGAUUUAUAAGGAUUAUGUAGAUGAUAGCAGAAACACAGACAAUGCAUGGUUGGAAGCCACUGUCCUCACACUUCACUUUGACAAAAACAGUCCAGUGAUGUCACAAAUAAACACGAUUGUUGAGAGCACGUCACCAUCUCACCAGCACUUUCAAUGGCAAGAAGUGAGCAUCAAAACAUGUUUGUGUCCAUACCAAAGAGAAGCUUUACGUCUCAUAGCGCAGCGUCACAACACAAACUUCUGAUCUUCAGGAAAACACACACACACACACAACAUUUACAUUUAUUCAUUUAGCUGACGCUUUUUUAAAUAUAUUUAACAAUUGAAUUCGAACCCGGGUCUCUCACACCAAAGGCGUGUGUCUUAUUCACUGCGCCUACAUCAAAAACUAUUACCUCAACCACACAACUGUUUUACCUGUGAUGAAAAGCUUGAAUUCAUGGGAAUGAUCUUUAAUCAAGAUGUUAUUUGAAAGAAAAGACACUGUUGGCAAACAAAAUUGUGAAGAUUAUGGCUGCUUUGUAUUCAUUUUAAAAUCUGCCAUUCGUCUGACAAAGACUUCGUCUUACAAAGAACUGCAUGUCAGUGUAUCAUUUUAUUUCAAUUUUCUAAUUCAUUUCUUAUUUAAUUCAUUUUAAUUUUUGCUGUCUGGGUCAAUAUGAAUGUGGUUGAUGAGCUUUUUUUUCAAUAUAGGAUAGUAUUGCCUUAUUCGUUUACAGGAUGCAAUAAUGUUUAACAAAUGCAUAGAUGCCAUAGAUGUAUAGAUACAGUUGCAAUCAGAAAUAUUCAACCCCCUCACCUCAAAAGACAUUAUGGUAACACUUUACAGUAAGGAUGCACUAAUAAUCAUAAAUUCAUGCGUAACUAAUGCACAGAUAAUACUGAAUUAAUGUAUUAGUAAUGAUUAUCUAAGCUAUUCAUAAGCUAUUCAUUAAUGAUUGCCUCAUUAGCAACUAAUGAAGUGUCUGUCUGAUUAAUAUAUUAGCUCAUAUAUUUAUUAAAUAUGUAAUUGUGGAUUAAUUCCAUCAUCACUUAUUUUAUUAACUAAGAGUGUUAAUUAAUUUGUUAAUUACUAUAAUGAGCCUAAGCCUUAUAUUUCAACUUCCAGAUAAUACAGGUAAACAACUAAUAUGCAUUAAUACAAUAUUAAUAACAACAUUAGUAGUGUGUUAAUUAAUACAAUUACUAAAUAAUGAGUUAAUAAUGAUGUGCCUCAACAAGUAAAGUCGGUCACACUUUAUUUUACGGCAUCACAGUUACAGUGUAAUUAUACAUUUAUGUGCUAAGUAAUAAUCAUUAAAAACAUGUACCUACUAUAAGGUUGGGGUUAGGAAUAGGGUUUGGUUUAGGGUUAGUUGCAUGUAACUAAGCAUAAUUAAAGGAACAGUAUGUAAGAAAUUUAUAUCAAUUAAUAAUAAAAUGGCCCUGAUAUGUCAGUAGACAUUAAGAAAUCAUUUUCAUUUCAAAUACUUAUAUCAGU
This is a messenger RNA of Misgurnus anguillicaudatus (oriental weatherfish), 5547 nucleotides long. Lineage: Eukaryota; Metazoa; Chordata; Actinopteri; Cypriniformes; Cobitidae. The record is from RefSeq and is a predicted model, not a curated record.